This is a messenger RNA of Ornithodoros turicata, 7348 nucleotides long. Its product is annotated as telomere-associated protein RIF1-like. Gene Ontology annotation, biological process: telomere maintenance. Bases 94 to 6699 code for a protein of 2201 amino acids. Lineage: Eukaryota; Metazoa; Arthropoda; Arachnida; Ixodida; Argasidae. The transcript has 32 exons. Gene Ontology annotation, cellular component: nucleus. The record is from RefSeq and is a predicted model, not a curated record.
GUUCGCGCCAAAACCUGAAAGUAAGGUGCGGGUGUGAGUUCCUUCACUGUUGCUAUGAAAACUAGAUAAAAAAAGCGUGACAGAUCCAACGCUAUGAACGGGCACAGUAGUACAAUGACACCAGCAGAGCUAACCAGUCUGUUAAAGGAAGAUGCAAUUCAGGGUUUGAGCAAGUUGCAGUUGACCAUCAACAGUGACGUCUGCAGCACCAGCAAGGAUGCAGACGUUCUCGGUUUUCUCACAGCUUUGUCUGAGCUCUCUGCUAAGGAAAAAGGUGAAGUUGUCUUCGCACAAGUGGUAGACACCCUUCUUGCAUUAGCAAAAUGCAGACACAUGAGCAAGCAGAAUCUAAAGGUUUGGCUUUCAGCAGCUUUGAAUUUGAUUUCUAAAGCUUGCUCGCAAGGUGCUUUAGCUGUUAAGCUUGUCGACGUGAUGCCGCUGUUUCUGUCUUACGAAGAAUCAGAACUUGUAUCUAACAUGCCUUCCUGGUGUCAACUGAUGUGCCAAGGCCUGCUGAGUGAGGAUGAGCAUGUGCGAGCAGCAGCAGUAACAGUUUUGCAGACUCAAAGGGAAAGCAUACUCGGACGGAGAAAGCUAGCUGCCCACAUGCUCACUGCGAUACAAAAUCGCCUGGUACCGCCACUGCUGAAAUGGUUCAACUGCGACAGAGGAGGUGCUGCCCUAAAUGUUUGGUCAUCCGUUGUGGAGUUUCUGGGCGAUACACUUUGCAGGAGCCCUCCCGGAUUGAUCAACUCUGUCCUGACGAUCGCGGAGAAGGGGUUUCGGUCAACUUCCCCGGACAUUCACUGCCUGUCACUGGACUCCUGGAAAGUACUCAUUGACAGCAUGGCGCAAAACCCAGAAAAACUCAAGUUGGCAAGGUCUCUGAAGCUGCUCAUGACUCCGCUGAAGAGUCCCCUGUCUUCAAAGGUACAAGUGCGGAUGAAAGGCUUGCGCACAAUCUGGUACCUUGCUAGACGGUUGGGAGAAUCACUGCCCGAUGCAUUUGAGCAGGUUGGCCUGCCACUUCUUGAAAAUGUGAUCUCAUUUCUCACAAAUGAAAAGGAUGAUGCAUCUUCUGAAGAUAAGCACGAGCUCAAAACUGAGUGUGUUCAUCUGCUUCUACGUCUUCUACAACCACCAGACGAGACAGAUAUAUUUCACAUCCCAAUUGAUCCACUGCAUUGCUCGUUGCCCAUCACAUUACUUAGUCGUCACAUUGCAACGUUUGAGAAAGCCUGCCAUGGUGCCUUCACCUUUCUGCACAAAGGGGAUAGUACUCAGGAUGAGAUCACCAACCUUCUCGGACACUUUCUCAUCCAGCGAGCCAUGGAAGCACACGGCGUCACGAAUAUUCGGGUUGUGUCUUCUAUACUCAAGCUAAUUAUUCAGUCAGUGGGAAAGCACCUGUCACCGUCUACAAGCAUGAAAGUGCUGCAGGAGGCAAGCCAGAUGCCCGAGAAGCUUCUUUUGUCCCACUCCUAUUACUCCGGGAAAUCUGGCGUCUUACAUGGCACACCUGCACUUUCACUGAUGGAGCUUGUGUUUGACCCAGUUAUUGUCAAUGACUUUUGCUGUGAUGCACAAUAUUUGGUGCUAUUUCGGCGUCUCGUUGAUGUGGGGAUGGAAAGCUCUUCGUGGCUUCACUUUGCCCAAGGUGUCAUCACACUUCUAGAUCGCAACUCCCUCAAUGUGCCCUUGGGUCCUAUGUGGACCAGCUUUGCCCAGUCCCUACAUGCAUGCGUCAUUCGGAACCAAGAAGUCAACCAAGGGAACCAGCUGGAGCAUGACUUCUCAGCCUUGGUUGCAGCCUUGCGUUUUCCUUUUCAGCAUCUCUUUUCAAACCCUCAUUUCAGCAGCAAGAAGGGAGUAAUGAAAAUUUGGACUGGGAUGUACAUAUCCUUUGCCUGCUGUGCUGCCCUGGUGCCCACAACACAGCCAAACACGUCUUGCCAUGUGUUCUGCCAUGCGCUCUAUGCGAGCCUAACUUCGACGUUGAAAGAGGACAUCACCUACGUGCAGUUUGUCUGCGAGGCACUUGUGGUCGUCAAUGAACACAUCAGCAAAAGUGCCAGGGGAACGAAGAAGGAGAAUGGCGUCACACCACCAAAAUGGGACACACACUCUCGGCAGAGGAACUCUACCCCACUGGGAAACUUGCAUUGGUAUGUGUGUGCAUUGGCAUGGUGCCUCGAAGCAACAGCUGUGGCUGAGCAGAAACUUCGUGAAUCCUACAACACACAAUCUUCUGAGGUGAAAAAUGCGUUACUUGGAGCUGCACAGAAUUCGCUACGCCUGGUACAGGAAUUCUUCCAGUUUUUGCGUGCCUCAACACACAUCGAAGAGGCACUGAAACUGUUAGGACCACCAUUAGCUCCACUAUUUGCCGUCACAAAGAACAAGCUCGCCAACAAGAGCUACGCAAGCAGUGUCAAUCCUAAGCUAGAGGCGACAUUGUCCGCUCUGGUGACCUGCACGACAACGCACUACCUUGGUCCACGUGAUGGAUCGUUGCUGCCUGUGCUGGGGCCGCUGCUCGAGUCUGCCAUUCUUCAUCCGCGCACAAUAAUUCACGAGCGCGCUACUCAACUGUGGCAAGCACUCUUCGGUCAGGCUUCUACGCACCUUAACGUUCCUUCAUCACUUAGGGAGGUGCUAGAGAAAGCAAGAACUCGUUCUCUUCCCAGUUUUGUGUCUGUCGACGAUUGCAUUUCGAGUCAAGCUACGUGCUCCACCCAGGAUGACCUUUUCAUUCCUGAUGCAAGGCUGCCCAUGCCAGCUAAAAUGGAUGCAGUGGUACCCUGUUUCCCAGUUAAGACUAUUCUUCCCACUACUCCAAAGCAGAAGAAAUUGAGAUUGGAAGAGAUGAAAGAUGACGAGUUUGUGGCUAUUGAAUCUCCUUCAUCAAAGCGGGCUGUGCUUACGGAACACCAAAAAGAAGUUUUCAGAGAGAGGAGGCCUCUUCCAGCACUGUACAGUAAUCUAUCCCAGGAUGCCACAAACAUGACAUCAUUUUCUGAAACUCAGGAUACAGAAGCAGUGGGUAUCUCCGAGCAACCGCAUCAAAUAGCAGAGGAGGCACGGGAGGAAGUAGUCGUGCUCGACUCUGAUGACGAAUUGACGGAACGUGGAGAGGAGGACAAAGUGACUAUUGGACCAGACAAGGAUGCAGAAAGUCCGAACUCAUCUGAAGAAGCUGGUGUUGCCUUAUCAGCUGACCUCGAGCACACCGAUUGUGUUGUGCCAGAAACGCAGGACCCUGAAAAUAUUAGUUUGGUCACUGCAGAAGUUCGUGUCAUGUUAGGAAAAAAGAUAGAUGUGAGCCAGUAUCCAAAUUUAAAAAUCAGUCAGCAGAGUCCGCGUAGCCAGCCAGGGAGCAGCAGUCCUAAGGUACACAAGCCCAAGAGGAAAUUAUCAUUUGCCCAGAAACCCAGCGUGAUAGUAGAGGAAGAAGCAGAGGCUGCACAUCUCAACGAAGAUGAUAUUGUUCCGAGUUCCCAGUCAAUGGAGGCUAGCACGGGCUCUUCUUCAGAACCUACUUCGAGUGGCGAUAUCGGCACGCCUGAAAGUUUGGACCCUGAAGACGUGAUAGAGGGAACCCAAGAAGAGGGGCCUGAAGAAAAAAGCUCAGGAGCGAAAAAGAAGGUUCAGAAGCCUCGGGGUAAGAGAAAGAUGACACGUAUAAGGAAGAAAGAAUGUGAAACGGAAAGCAGUAAGCAGCUUGCCAAAGGAAGUAUUGAUCAACUGGAUGUGGCUGCAUGUAAUGGUGUACCAGAAAAAUCAAGCGAAAGCACUGCAUCUCCAGUGCAUGUAGAUCUGGGACACACGGAAGCACACCUGGACGAUGUAAUAUUACCGAAGCAUGACGUAAUGGAUACAACAACAGAACAAAGUACCGAGGAAGGAGUAGGAAAUUCAGAAUCAAGCGUCUCUCGCACAAACCCCGACAGUUUAAUGCAUGGAUCAGAAGAACCUCAGUUAGGCAUGAGUGACAGCCAGAGUGUGCAUCAAGACCUUGAGAACGCACCAGCAGAUUCAAACGCCGAAAGCAGAACGCGGAAGAAUCAAGGGCACAGAGGACGUUUUCAUGUGAGAAGCCUUAAAAGGAGAAGAAUGAAAAAGGGAAAAGCUGCAGCGAACAGGUUGAGGAAGAGAACGGGAACAGAUACGGGCGAUGUAAGUCCCACGGAGAUGAGUCCAGAAGGGCACGCUUCAGAUCCGAAAGCCGCAGACGGGGAGCAGGGCAAUGCAAAAGCUCCAGAUGUAAUGGAACCUGCCACUGAAAAUAACUCCGAGGACGUGACCUCCUCAUUAAUCGACGACGCGUGGAAAAGUGACGGGGAAAGUAAGUCGUCGCAGGAGAGCUCUACUUCGCUGCAUAGCCCCUCUGCCCCCACAAGAGUUCGCCACAGUACACGUACCCGGAAGAGAUCUGCCCGCGUAGUGGAAGCAGAGGAGUCCGACGUGUUGCUAAAACGCGCAAAGAUGGCUAACGUAGCAGACACGGGUACCAAGGACAUAAAAUCUUAUUUUCUUUCCGUCGCGGAGGAGCCGAAGCAGGAGCAAGAUUCCUCUUGGGACAGCCUGCGUAACGUCGAGAAGGAACUUCAGCCCGAGGACGGUGUAAGCCCACUGCCGCGAGACAACGACCCUUCAGAGUCGAGCGUGUGCUUCCUCAAAGGCAGCAGUCAGGUCUACGGCAAGCAAAGCGUUUGCGACAGCAACAUGGACCGUCAGUUCAACGCGCUACUCUCGCGUACAAAAGAUUGCACCUCCGAAGAUUGUAUACUUGUAAGCGAGAGCCAGCAGACACAACCGUAUGAAGUUAUCAUUCACGAUGAGCUUCCACUCGGCAGUGCUGAUAAAGAAUUGCCAAACCACCCAGUUAUCAGUGAAACUGAGGAAACUCAGCCGUGCUGUGGCAGCAUGACUGAGGAAGAAGUGUGCUUUAACCCAAGAUCGGCGCACUCUCGGGAACAAGAAGUAGAAGACGUAUCUCUCAUCCGUGAUGUAGUUGCACUUCAUGUUGCGAAUGAUGAUAAGGGGCUGCAAAACUUUGAGUGCAGCGAGCAGUUUGAAUUGGCAGCUGACACUGUGGCUCGUUGUAUCGCAGUGUCGUGCGCACCAGAAUGUACCCCAACAAAGGAGCAAUCUACAGAACCACGCCUAACGAAAUGUAGUCCUCCAUCUAGUCCCGGAGCAGCUGAUUACGACAUAUUUAAGAUGGAAGAAACGGUAUCGAGUUCCUGCGUCACCUUGCCAGAUGACGUGUGUAUCGAAGUAACAACAACGACAACCAAGGAUCAAGAACAAGCAGACAUUUGCACAAUUGUGGAUGAUGCAGUUGAGAUUCACAGGCCAGUAGAGCAGGGCACAUGUGGUGAUCAAGAACAAUUCGAAAAAGGUGACACGGUUACCACAGAUCACUCAUCUUCUACGGAGGACAAGACAAUGAUGGAGGACAAAGAUGUGGCUAGCCAUGUUGUCACUUGUCCCGAAACGGCAGAGGCAAUCGCCGUGACAGAAUCGGGGCCCUACGAACUAGUUCGUGCGGAACAAGUUUUUGGUUCGCCCUCUAGAAAGGUGUGCGGAGCCAAGAAGAGGAAACUUCCCUUCCACUAUGUGUCUCCAGUUGCCAGCAGACUUCGCUCCAAGAAUUCUCACGUGUCGAUAAUGGGUGAUGCUGGGUCACCCGCAAAUGGCACAAGUAACAUGCCCGGCAUUAUGGGAUCUCCAGAGCGAGCUGCUUCCCCGUCGAAGAAAACCCCACGGCCAGGAGGGACUUCGUGUCCUUCUCCCUUGUCACGCAGUCAAAAAAUGGUGGAUGCAGCGAAAAGGCUAGUAGCAGAACUGUCCCCCAGUAGCAAGGCGAGACACACCCACGAGACAGUAAGGGAUGAAGACUCUCGGAGCCUCGUUGGAAUACUUAAGAAAGAGGGGUUGUCAAACGGAGAAACACGUUCACCACGACGUAAGUGUGUCUCCUUUGCCGAUCCUAUAAUUGGAGGCGUAUGCCCGAUACCCAAGUUACAAAAAAGGAGAUGGAAAUCGCUGGAUUCAUUUUAUGCUCCUAAGGAGGAAGAUCUUGCGGAGGAAGUUAUAGAAAAUAGCCAAGCACCACUGUGUGAACAGUUGACUCACUGCUCGGAGCCCAUUGAAAAAAUAGUCCCAUUCAUCACUACCAGUACAUGGGCAAGUGGUCUCUGUCACUACUUUGAGGAACAGAACUUGAGAACAGUAGGAGACCUGAGUUCUCUGACACCAGCUCAAGCACUAUCUAUACCUGUCAGGCCCCCAAAGGUGGCCACACUGCAAGAAGGAUUGCAGACGUACCUUGCUGUGCUUGCAUCCCCGUCAGAUACAGAUAAACCACAAGGCAAUGACGGGAAACAGGAGCAGGACAGUGAGCAAAGGGAUGUUGAAAGUACUGGAUCUGAGGAAGUAUGUUCCAUGUCUACUGCAGGUGAUGGUAUGCUGGAAACAGAAGUUGCCACGUCAGAAGACGAAGCAGGGCCACGUAAACGUGAUUCUCAACUAGGGGGCAACACUGUGGCUGAUGUGGACACUUUAUGUGAUAUACUCAUUCAUUUGACACCCGAAGUCAUAUCUAGGCUUCCUUUCGACAAACAGCUCGCCCUGUUGGACAAUGUUGUUCAGGGACUCAAACUCGGCGCUUGUACAGAAAAAGUUUGGUCUUAGUUAGAUCUUCCCAUCCAUCUCACUGGUUUUUAGAUAUGUUGCUCCCACACCUUUUUUUGUUACAUAGUGUGAUAAUGCCACUAGUUUGUAAAGCUUGUUUAGAUAUAUUUACAUUUUUGUGAACAUUUUAACGGUGAACAAUCAGCUUGUCCAAUAGCUUAUGUCACAGUGCUUGGUGUCGGAAUACCAAAGUGCAAAAGGACAGGGAGCAAGUCUCUUUAUUUAAUUUUAUUUUUUAUGGUGAGUGACGGGAGUGUGUACUUUUACACUGCUUAUAAUGAAUGCUUUGCUGCACAUACUGCAGUUGUAGUGAACGAGAGCCAGCAUGGCCCCUUGGGGCUUCCCUUCCAAGAGACAUUCAGCCGUACACUAUUUCAGCUUUGGUUCGGCUGUUACUACUUCAAAUGUGGCAAGUUAAAAUGCCUCACUCUGUCGUAGCUCGUAGUGGGGGAGGGGAGACCAAAUGCUUCGCUAUUGAAAUAGGGGGUGGGGGUGAUCCUUCCCUUGGUUCUGCCCAAAGUCUAUGCAAGAAAGCUUAACCUGAAUCUUUGUUGUGACAACAGUACAAUGUGUGAUCUUUUGUCCCCCUAGGUAGCCUCGUACAUAUGCAGGGGUAUCUAAGGCAUUGUAAAUAAACUUGUCCAUUUUA